CAUUGGAUGCUGCGUGAUAUGGCUUCAAAUGCCUAACCUGUUAUAACGUACUUACUCCUUAACAGCACACAAACGCAAUAACUACAGACUAGUAACUCCGCCUGCGUAUAGUCUUGCUAUGUCACAAAUUCUGUCCCUUUUCGCAAGGUAGAGUGCGCCGAAUAAUAAUAAAAGAGCAACACGCAUCCGGUUGGAUUCGAGAGAGAGAGAGGAGGGGAGAGGGAGAGAGAGAGAGAGAGAGUAACACAGAAGAGGGGGACGAGGAAAGGCGAAGGUUUGCCGUGCGUUGCGGGAGUAGACUUGGUAUUUUGUUCGUACCAUCACGCAUCAAAGGAAUAAUGAGGAACAUUUGGAUAAUGUUGACCCUUGGCAUGGCGGCCUUUCUUACGGGGGAAAGGACACUUGUGACGGCACAGUCUCCAGCUCCCGGGGACGACUUGUACCUGGAUGACCAGCAGUCAGGAGAUUAUCCUGUAGAUGAUGACGAUUUUAACUCUGGAUCUGGUUCAGGCAUUGGUGAGACCCCAGAAGAAAUGGCCACUGUGAAAACGCUGUACAUGACUCCAAAAGCUGAGCCUACUCAGGACUCCACGAAAGAUUUCACACCACAAGUGGAGACGGACACAUCCAGAGAAACAUCCAGAAAACCCAUCAGGACAGAGGCCCCAGUGCCACAGACAGAGGAGCCUCGAAACAGAAUUGAAGCCACAAGCACCACCAGCCCCCCUCGCUCCGCCGUGGAGCCAUUCGAAGUGCGCUCGGAAAAUCUUUUCCAGAGAACAGAGGUCUUGGCAGCGGUUAUUGCUGGUGGAGUGAUUGGUUUCCUGUUUGCCAUCUUCCUCAUCCUGCUCUUGGUUUAUCGCAUGAGGAAGAAGGAUGAAGGCAGCUAUGACCUUGGGGAGCGCAAGCCUGCUGGAGCGGCCUAUCAGAAGGCCCCCACCAAGGAGUUUUACGCAUAAAACACCCCCUUCUGAAGAAUCACAAUUGCAACCUGAAAAAUAAUCAUAAAACAAAAGAUAGACACUUUGGUAUUGUUGACAAUGACAAACUUGUUCAAAUAAGGUAAAAUACAAAAAUGGUAUUAUUGGGGAAAUGUUACAUCAAGGAAAGCUUUUGCAUAGAGUAAUGUAAUUACCUUUUCUUUAAUUUCUCUUUUUUAAUAAAAUACCCAACAGGGUUUAUUUUAUGAAAGAUCUCAUUGUAUUUAAACACUUGUGUAUUAUUUUAAGAGGUGAAAAAGAAAGAAACAGUUUUUAAAGAAAAGGAAAUUGAUGGCAUAUUUCAAAAAAGCUGUUUUAGUCACUGACUACUUUUUAACUGUAGCAGUAUGUAUUUGUAAAGAAAAAUUUAAAGUGGAAAUAAUUGAAUAUAAUUGUUCUGUAUCCUUUUUUCUUUCUCAUUUUGUCAUAGCAUGUCUGAAAUUGAUCUUAAAGGUGUAUUUCAUUAAUUUAUCUGUUUUCAGAUGUUAAAAUUGCCUUUCUGUAGUUUUCAUGAAGCUGUACUGUCUUCAUAUUAACUCAGAUAACAGCUAAUGUAAAUGGUAUUUUUCCCUUCAGAUUACAGUUUUGUCUUGUUUUCAUAAAAUUAGAAAAACAUUUCACAAUUUAAAUAUUUUGUUUUGUUUUAUCUUAAUGUAGUUGUAGAUUAGUACAAAAUGCAGCAUACAAAGUUAACUCAUCUUAAAGAUGAAAAUGCUCAAAGUAGAAGUCUGAUCUUUACACCUGGGUACGACGUAUGGAUUUGACUCAGUGAGAUUUGAUUUUUUAAAAAGCGGUACGUUUUAUUGCUUUCCUGAUUCGUGCUCUUGCUGAACAUGUGAGUGGGCCGGGUGUGAACCCAUCAGGCCCUACCCCCAUUGCUGAAUCUCAUUGGGCCAUCUCAUUCCUCUUUGUAACUUCCUCCUCAAAGAGUUGCCAAUGCAAAUAGAGUGUGUGUGCCCUCAGUGUUUUUGGUUUGCUAUGUCUGCAGAUGAGCAGAUGGAAAGCUCUUUUUGGCUGUCUUAUUGUAGAAGUUUGACUGAUGUUUCACUGGGUGCAACCUGACCUUUAACAAUGUAAUUAUGUCCCAGUAAACAAAAUGACUUUGAUCAGGCCAAAGGGGACCAGUUGCAUUUUCUUUUUUUCUUUCUUUUUUUUUUUUAGGUCAGCAGGUCUUUGUCCGUGGUCUCAGUCCAUAACCUCCAUGGUCAAAGACUGAGGGAGUUUAAUUUGGGCUACUGCUUGGCUAAUUCCACCAAGUAAAAAUUUUAGCACACUUCACCGGAGCUAUCUGUUACCACCUCCAGUAGUCAGGGAAAACUUGCGUCCUCUGAAAUCCCGAAAUAUUUCCUUACAAAUAUGAAAACCUACAAAACUUCCCCCUCAAUUUUUAUUUUAUUUUUUAUGGGGAAAAACAGGAAGCUACCUGAACAUGAGUUACGUAAACUAAAUCAUGUCAUUUGAGUUCUCUACUGGAUGCUGCACUUCCCUGCCACUCCCCCCGCCCACACACCCCACCCCCACCCCCCAUCUCUUCACAUGGUACUGAGGGAAGAACAGUACUGAAAAGGAUUAGCAAACCCAAAGACUUACAGUAUUCUCACCAUUGCUGCAUAUUCCUAUGGCCACAUUUCAAAUUUGUUUCUGUUGGUCUUUUUUAGUGUUUUGUUUUUAUUAGAGACCUGACCAUUGAGUCCAACUGCUUAAUAGUGUAUGAAACAAAAAAAUAUAUAUAAAUGUAUAUUCACAAAUGUUUUAAGCCUUUGAAGUGCCUACCAUUCGGAAAUGUGCUUGUUCCUGUCUGGGUAUGAAGAGCUAUGUACAACAGCACGGUGAAAUAGCUGGUACUUUAUAAGCACAGGUGACUGUAUGGUAACUUUUUUAGUCUUACAAAAAAGCAGACAGUAUUGUAUCUAUAAUUUGAAACACACUACUGAAUAAACAUUGUGGCCUAAUA
Messenger RNA from Anguilla rostrata (American eel), 2934 nucleotides. RefSeq names its product syndecan 2 (gene sdc2). Gene Ontology annotation, biological process: cell migration. The record is from RefSeq and is a predicted model, not a curated record. Lineage: Eukaryota; Metazoa; Chordata; Actinopteri; Anguilliformes; Anguillidae. Gene Ontology annotation, cellular component: cell surface; membrane. Bases 339 to 959 code for a protein of 206 amino acids. The transcript is spliced from 5 exons.